Messenger RNA from Monosiga brevicollis MX1, 906 nucleotides. RefSeq lists its product as uncharacterized. The record is from RefSeq and is a predicted model, not a curated record. Gene Ontology annotation, biological process: lipid metabolic process. The transcript has 7 exons. Lineage: Eukaryota; Choanoflagellata; Craspedida; Salpingoecidae. The coding region runs from base 1 to 906 and encodes 301 amino acids.
AUGACGCGGGCUCAAGUUGGUCUGGCGGCAGCGCUGCUGGCACUGUUGGCACUGAGCGGUUCAGUCGUGGGCUUUAGCGAGCAGGUGCAUCGGGGUUAUCUGGCACAUAGCUGGGCAGCCUACUGUCCGCCAGAACAGCUGGCCAACUGGUCCUGCUACUGGUGCCAAGACAACGGCACAAGACUCGUGGAUACUGUGUAUGACAACCGGAGUCGACUCUACGGCUAUGUGGCAUACAAUCCCAUCAAUUCCACCAUUAUCGUUAGCUUCCGCGGUAGCUCCAACGUGGCCAACUGGCUCUACGAUUUUGACACGAUUCGCGUGACUUUGAACGACACGGAUGUUCAUUUGCACGCAGGAUUUUAUGCAGCCUGGACGGGCGUUCGUGGUCAAGUCAAUUCCAUGGUGGCUCACGUGGUCAUGACUCUCUGCCCCACUUGCAAUCGCAUUAUAAACGUCGGACACUCCCUAGGCGCUGCAGUGGCUGGUCUCUCCUCGCUGGAGCUUGCCGUGGCACUUCCACACUGUCAGUCGGAAUUGCAUACCUUUGGCAUGCCCCGCACGGGCGACGUCAACUAUGUCGCCAUGGCACGCCGCAUGCUCUCCAACAUCACCCGCAUGGUUCAUCAAGCUGACAUUGUACCUCACCUUCCUCCCCAAGAGUUUGGCUUUGCCCACCUGCCUGCUGAGGUGUGGAACUUGAGCAACAACACCGCAGGUAUCCCGCAAAAAUAUGUUCUUUGUGAUGGGAGCGGUGAAGACCCUGGCUGCUCCGACUCGGUACCUUUCUGGGACUGGAGCGCCUCCAACCACGACACCUACAUGGGUCUACCCGAUUCCCAAUGUAACUACGUCCACGCCACUCACCAAGCGGAGCUUGAAGCACUCAAACGCUCCAUGGCUUGA